This is a messenger RNA of Prosopis cineraria, 2164 nucleotides long. Its product is annotated as acyl-coenzyme A thioesterase 2, chloroplastic-like. Bases 338 to 1792 code for a protein of 484 amino acids. Gene Ontology annotation, biological process: acyl-CoA metabolic process. Gene Ontology annotation, molecular function: fatty acyl-CoA hydrolase activity. The record is from RefSeq and is a predicted model, not a curated record. Lineage: Eukaryota; Viridiplantae; Streptophyta; Magnoliopsida; Fabales; Fabaceae. The transcript has 5 exons.
AGUUCAGGCUGUAGAGGAUUCGUCCCUCAUAAUGAUCUGGAAGAGGAAGAUGAUGUCUGCACUUUUGAAGCCAUCGAUGAGCAUGAGCUUCGCUUCCGUUCCGUGAGUGUUCUUGCUCAGCGAUGGGAUGCUCGCAUGAAUGGCUUUAUCCGGAAAUUCCAAUUUUGUUUCACGGAUUUCAAGUUUGUAAGACUUGAUUUAGACAUCUUUCUCGGGUUCGUUGAUGUUUCAGAUCUUUAAAAAUUGAACUUUUGUUGGUGGUGUUACUUAGUGUUAACCAUCAAAUAUCAGUUUGAUUAAUUAAAAUCUGGGUCAUUAGAUAUAAUUUUCUCCGAGAAUGAAGUCAGUCACGAGUCAAAAACAACUUCAGACCAAAUUCCACGAUUUUAGAAGACAACCUCGAACUUCGAAACCCUUUUUGCGGUUAAAAAUAGAAUUUCAAGUGCGUAGCUCCACGACAAUGGAUUCGAGCUCUUCUCCUUCGAACACGAUCUCCGUGAAAGGUACAAUCCCUGUUGCUUCAACUUUCGUCUCUCCUUCGAUCAAUUUCCCGUCGCCUCCAGCCGAUGAUUCCUCUGGCGACCGGAAGCCCAUUGCUCUGUGGCCAGGAAUGUACCAUUCGCCGGUGACCACCGCCCUGUGGGAAGCCAAGUCGAAGAUCUUAGUGAGACAGCUUGACCCGCCGAAAGACGCGCCUCCGCAGAGCUCGUUGCUUACGAAAACUCCGUCGCAAAGCAGGACUUGUAUACUGUAUACCUUCUCGUCAGAUUUUGUUCUCAGAGAACAGUAUAGAGAUCCAUGGAAUGAGGUUCGAAUCGGGAAAUUGCUUGAAGAUCUUGACGCCCUAGCUGGAACUAUUUCCGUCAAGCACUGCUCUGAUGAUGAUAGCACAACAAGGCCACUUUUACUGGUCACUGCUUCUGUAGACAAGAUUGUGCUGAAGAAGCCAAUUAGUGUUGACAUUGAUCUCAAAAUAGUUGGUUCUGUUAUAUGGGUUGGACGGUCCUCAAUUGAGGUCCAACUUGUGGUCUCUCAGUCCAAAGAAGAGAGCUCUGAUGAUUCAGGCUCAGUAGCACUGACAGCUAACUUCAUAUUUGUUGCACGAGACUCAAAAACUGGAAAGGCGGCUCCAGUUAAUCGACUUUCACCUGAAACUGAACAUGAGAAGUUACUUUUAGAGCAACGUGAGGCAAGACAUAAUUUGAAAAAACGGAGAAGAGAGGGGGAGUGGAAAGAUUUGGAGAAUGGAGAUGUAAACAGACUCAAGGCUCUGUUGGCUGAGGGAAGAGUUUUCUGUGACAUGCCUGCUUUGGCUGAUCGUGACAGCAUUCUUCUGAGGGAUACCCGCCUCGAGAACUCUCUGAUAUGCCAGCCUCAGCAACGAAACAUCCAUGGCCGAAUCUUUGGAGGAUUUUUAAUGCAUCGAGCAUUUGAAUUAGCUUUCUCAACGGCAUAUGCUUUUGCUGGAUUGGUUCCUUGCUUUCUUGAAGUUGAUCAUGUUGAUUUCUUAAAACCUGUGGAUGUCGGAGAUUUCUUGCGUUUCAAGUCCUGUGUUCUUUAUACCGAACUACACAAUCCAGAUCAGCCACUGAUCAAUGUUGAAGUUGUUGCACAUGUUACGAGGCCUGAGCUGCAAUCUAGCGAAGUAUCAAAUACUUUCCAUUUCACUUUCACAGUACGUCCUGAAGCAAAGGCAAUGAAAAAUGGCUUGAAACUUAGAAAGGUAGUACCAGCAACAGAAGAAGAAGCUCGUUUGAUAUUAGAGCGCAUGGAUGCUGAUAAUUUGCAAUGACUCAGAGAAGGGUCAUUUAUACUUAGGUGGAAUAAGCAGGAAUUUGCAGGUAAAACUCCACAUGCUAAGAGGUAGGAGAAACUUCAUGCCUGUAGCUUUUUCAAAGAAAAUGGAGGUAAAGUUAUAACUAAGUUGUAAUUUAAGGUACUUAUUUUACCAUGGUCCAUGAUGUAUUUUGGAGCCCAAGUGUGGGUUAUUUUGUAACAUUUUCCACUCAAUACCAAUGGAGCUAAUUAAUGGCACAAAAUCUGUCAUUGGAUUGCGUAAUUGGGAACUUGUACUCUGAAAACUUGCAUAUGAAUCUUUAUUCUUUAGGUUGCCAAGACAAUGUUAUCUGCAUUGAUGAUCAUAGAUGAACAGACUGUCUUCCCA